Lymnaea stagnalis (great pond snail) is the source of this 4332-nucleotide messenger RNA. The record is from the annotation of a GenBank genome assembly. Lineage: Eukaryota; Metazoa; Mollusca; Gastropoda; Lymnaeidae.
UGCACAUUAUAUAAAGCCAAUGAACUAGAAGGUGACCUGUGCCAACCCCUUUGCCAUGAUGAGCUUGUGACAGUUCACAACUGUCUGAACUACAGACAUGGCAAAUUUGUCCUUCAGGCAGACUGUUCUAAUAUAUGUGUUCCCAGAGUGACAGUCCCCGCUGUUCUGAAAAUGAGCCGCAUGAAUGUAUCCAGUGUUAGAGAUUAUAUGAAAUCCCUGGAUGAUGAACUUCUGCACCUUCUUGAUCUCAAACACAAUGGCAUGGGGUCACCAAGAAUCCAGGAUUACAUUAUCACAGCUGAAAGUCUUUCUACAACUUCUGCAGAUCUCCUCAAAACAGAAUACGGAUUUCAUGCAAGGGAGAAUCAAGAUGUCCUCAGCCUUAUCUGGGGAGGCGAGUAUGCUGAUAAAUUCAGAGGCACUAAAACAAAUCUCUUGUUUGCGAGAUCCUUCUGGUCAGCAGCUAAGCAAAAUGAAUUGAGAAUCGCAAGAGUCUUUCAAGAAUGGCAUGUAUUCCCCAAAAUCUUUGCAGCAUGUGGACCGCUAUAUAUUGCAGAGUACAUUCCCAGUCUCAAAUCCAUAGAUACAAUUUUUGCAUUUUUAAGCACUGAAUUUCCUUCCUGGAAACAAAGAGCCACCUUGGCCAAGGAAAUACUAAACUUUGUGCAAAAAACUGACUCAAUGGAGCUGCCGCUUCAGCUUUGUGAUAUCAAAUCCCCACAUUUUGGUUUCACCCCUGCCAAUGCUGUCAGAUUUAUAGAUGCAGAUGCAGUGAUUACAGAUGAUGCUUUGGGCCACAGUAUGAGCAUGAGACAGUGCUUGAAGCAUGAAGACUGUAGCAUCUUCGACUGCGAAGGAUGGUGCAAUGAAAACACUGGUCGAUGUGCAGCUGUAAGAACUAAUAACAACUUGCAGGUAAGGGAGCAUGAGAAAAUUAUCAUUUGCUUAUAACCUAACGUUUGUCUAACCCUAACCUCUUCAGAAUAACCCUGACCACUGCACUUUCCUUUGCUGAACCUCUUUUCCAUAAUGAAAAAAAAAAAACCCACUGUUAGUGAGUGGGUGUAGUGUUAAAGGGGUAAAAGAAAAUGCUGCUGUUAAAUUUUUUGGGUACCGCAACAGUAGCAGCAGUAGUAGACACAGCACCAUCUGUAGUAGUAGACGCAGCUUCAUCUGUAGUAGUAGUAGACUGUGUCAUCUGUAGUAUGUAGUAGUAGACAGUGUCAUCUGGAGUAGUAGAUGCAGCUUCAUCUGUAGUAGUAGACAGUGUCAUCUGUAGUAUGUAGUAGUAGACACAGCACCAUCUGUAGUAGUAGACGCAGCUUCAUCUUUAGUAGUAGACAGUGUCAUCUGUAGUAUGUAGUAGUAGACACAGCACCAUCUGUAGUAGUAGACGCAGCUUCAUCUUUAGUAGUAGACAGUGUCAUCUGUAGUAUGUAGUAGUAGACACAGUGUCAUCUGUCGUAUGUAGUAGUAGUAGACACAGUGUCAUCAGUAGUAGUAGAUGCAGCUUCAUCUGUAGUAGCAGACACACCAUCUGUAGUAGUAGACACAGUGUCAUCUGUAGUAUGUAGUAGUAGUAGUGCAGUGUCAUCUGUAGCAUAUAAUAGUUGACACAGCGUCAUCAGUAGUAGUAGACAUAACAUCAUCUGGCAUAUUUCUGUUAGUUGCUUCCAUGAAACCGUUGUCUUUCUGGGGCUCUCUUACUUUUGAGGUUAUUUCUUCUGUGUUAUUCCUGAUCUGAGUUAAAUACAUUCAAAUAUUUAUUAAAUUCAUACUCACCCUUUCUCUUGUUUAUUUUUCUUCUUCUUCAAAAGCUCUCACUUUUUUUUUUCACAUCCCUUAUCACUAAUGUCAAAUUCAAUGUCAUCUAAAGCCAUCCAUAUUUUCUCAUGUGUAAUUUUGUAGUAUUAUGUUUGGAAAAAUGAUUAUUUCAACUUGCUUAAAGUUCAGAUUGUGUGUUUAAGAUUGUCUGUUAAAGGAUGUCCGUAUAGGAAUAUAAAAUUAUGCCCUUGGGUUACUUCAAGUUGGACAAUCCUGGUUUAAACUCUUGAUUAUAACAUGUUUUCACGUUAGCGCCACUGAUUAUGAUGAUGUUUUCAUGGUAAUAUAUAUAUUUUAAAAAUUGAUCCUUUUCAGACUGUUUGUGCCAAAGUGUUUAGGGGCAGCAUCAUUUCGACCUUUGGUGGACUGUUAUCUUCACCGCCACAAAAAGUAGCGGAAAAGCUUCCUAUGCUGAUUAACCAAUGCGCCGAUGACAUUACAGGCUCUAGAGGAGAUAUAUCUCUGAGACAUCCUACUCAGGAGACACUGGUAACACUGCAGCAGUAUUUGAUUGAAAGUUUGGGCUCAUAGAUAAUGUAAGGAAACUAAUUUCAAGAAUUAGAAACUGUCAACGGAGGAUACAAAAAGACCCAACAUACAAGCUUUCAUGGUUUACAUGACAUGUCCUAAUUAAAACAGGACAUUGCAAAAUCAAAUUCCUGUAUAUUCUAUUUUUUAAAAUGAUAUAAAUGUUUGUCAUUUUAUGGGAUAUUAUUUGCCCUUUUGGCAUUAUGUGUGUGAUAUUAAACAAUUUUGUUGGACACAUUCCAUGUGGGGUUUGCUUCACAAUAUAAUCAAAGACGGGACAAUUUACAUCUUCUGUAUAAUAAAAAUGCAUGAGCUUUUGCCCUUUAUAAUAGGAGCAAAUGUGGGAACAUUUACUCUUCACCCUAGACUUAUAUUCAAUUGGUGUAUUUUAGUUUAACAGAGUUGCCAGCCCUUGGAGAAGGCCUUCUGUAUCUUGAAUGUUUUAUUCCUAUUUUUAUAGGUUCCUAAUUAAUUCACUAGUUUUUCCUGAGCUCCCCAAACAGCUUUAUUAAAUAUUGACUUAAGAAAAGUGAACAGACAUUGCCAGUAUGGGAAUCAAACCCACAAUAGAGACAAUAGUAAGCACACCAACCAGAACCAACCACAGAAGAAUUUAAGACAUUUUCAAAGGGCAAGCUAUUUCAAAGGGCAAGCUACUCUAUUUUACCUACAUUUGAAUAUUACCUAUACCAUAUAUGGUAGUAUCUGUGAAACAAGUUAUAUGUUCUGUUACCAUUACUCAUCUUAUCAUAUUUUCCGUUUUAUCACUCAGUUAUUUUGAGUACUAUACUUUGAUUGCAUAGAAAUCCACUUUAGUUACAUUAAUGAAUGCGCACGCAAUAAAUGCAACAACCGAAACAAACCAAGUCGAUCCCUUGUGGUUGAAAAAGAAAGUUUUUGUAUACAACCGGUUAAACCUUGAUAGAGAUCCAGAAAUCAGUAAAGGGAAGACAAUUUUAUUAAAUUUAUCUGCGUUUAAAUAUAUGCUAUAAGUUGUUAUACAACUGAUAGAAUCAGCUUUCUAAGACCUAUAUGUGGUCAGCUUUUUAGGGUUAUGAAAUCCUGAGCAAAUGUAAUCCUUAAAGUGUUAGAUGACCACUCCACUGUUCAAGCAGUCAGAUAAUUUCCCAUAAUGCAUUUUGGGAUGAUUUGAUUGAAAACAGGGAAUAUGCUUCUAAAUGCUGCCAGUCACAAAAUUCCACUUAUAAUUGUACACCAAAUGAAAAACAUUUAAAUUUAUGUAAUUCCACAUAGGAUGCAAUUUUUGGCCUUUCCAUUGAUUAUCACUUAACAGUCUUUCAUAUUUCUCCUUAUUACAGCUCAGCUGUUAAAGUUAAAGCUGAUUUGUGCUUGAGCUUCAUUAUUUUUAUAAAUGUUUACUAAAUUCAUAUGGGCAAUGUUUUGGUUUAGUGAUUUACUUAGGGCAUUGAAUUUAAAUGCUUUUAUCUUAUUUGUGGAAUUUCCGGAUCCUUGUUUUAUCUUUUAUGUACAUGUUUUAAGUGAAAUUUUAAAUCAGAAGUGAAAAAUAUGAUAUUUGCUUCAUAUCUGUUCAAUAUCUGUUAAUUAAGACUCCAUUGAAUAGUAUGAAGGAAAUAAUUGCCCACUGUCAAAUUAAGUAGAGACAGAUAGUUUUACUUAAAAUACAGUUUUCAUUGAAAUACAAUCUUGUUAAAUUUUUAGAAACUGCCAAUUUUAAUAAAACCUUUCUUCCAUGACUUUCUUAGGCAUGCCAUAGUUUGUCCGCUUGUUCCAUUUCCCUUUCACCUUAUUAUUUUUAUAUAAAAUAUGCCAUCAUUUUUACUUUAAUGGUUUUAAAGAUUCUUUGACAUGUCAGCUUAUGUACAUUACAUUCCUGAAUAAAUUAGAAUUCCUAAUGCAGUAUUCCUAAAGGGGUCAACAUGCAUAUGUAUUGAUUUUUUAUACUUUUUAUUGCUUUUGCAUAAUGGUAUUACUUUUUUGUAACAAUAAAAAAAUUAUUUG